Messenger RNA from Eptesicus fuscus (big brown bat), 1137 nucleotides. It is a transcript of the gene CRTAM, whose product is annotated as cytotoxic and regulatory T cell molecule. The record is from RefSeq and is a predicted model, not a curated record. Gene Ontology annotation, biological process: cell recognition; detection of tumor cell; positive regulation of natural killer cell mediated cytotoxicity directed against tumor cell target. Gene Ontology annotation, molecular function: signaling receptor binding. NCBI's taxonomy places the organism in Eukaryota, Metazoa, Chordata, Mammalia, Chiroptera, Vespertilionidae. Bases 1 to 1137 code for a protein of 378 amino acids. The transcript has 10 exons. Gene Ontology annotation, cellular component: plasma membrane.
AUGGUGGCUGCCAAGUCACGCCCCCUGGAGACUGUGGAGGUGGAGGAGGGCCAGCCGGUGACCCUGAGCUGUGUGACGCCCCCUAUGGAGCAUGGCCCCCUGCAGUGGGUGGCCCCCUCGGGGUUCACCAUCUUCUUAAACCAGCAUCCCGCUUUAAAAAAUACCAAAUACCAGCUUCUUCAUCACUCCCCCAAUGAGCUCUCCAUCCGUGUGGCCAAUGUGACCCCGCACGACGAAGGCGUGUACACGUGUUUACAUUACAGCAGCUCCGUGAGCACAAAGGCAGUGAAAGUGGUGGUGCUGGCAACUCCUCUCAAGUCAACCCUGGAAGCUUCCGUCAUCAGAACGCAAAACAGGGAAGAGCAGGUGGCACUGAGGUGCUCCACGGUGAGGAGCAGGCCGCCCCCACAGAUAACCUGGCGGCUGGGGAACCACACGGAGCUCCCUGGGGACACCUCGCACGCCUUUGACGGAGCCCGCGGGACCUGGACCAGCAGCAGCGCGCUCAGGGUCCCCGCGCGCCGCGGGAGCUCCUCCGUGGACUGCGUGGUGCGCCACGAGGGCCUCCGCGGAAGGAGGCUGGUGCUCUCUUUCCGGAUCGAAGAUUUGGUUACUCGUCAAGAGACGGCCUCAGAUGCCCUGGGGAAAACCUCUCCGUCCUCACGAGAUGCCCUGCAGGCUGCUAGCACUGCUGCAGCGAUGGAAGAUUUUAGUACAUCAGUGAUGGACAAGGAAGAGGAAGAACAAACCACUCAAGACCCCGACUUGCCCACUGGUGCACAUCCUCAGUAUGACGGGUUGGUGAGGAAGAAUAGCGGCAUACUGCUGCUCACACUCGUGUCCUUCCUCAUUUUCAUUCUCUUCAUCAUCGUCCAGCUUUUCCUAAUGAAGCUUCGGAAAGCACACGUGAUCUGGAAGAAAGAAAAUGAAAUUUCAGAAUAUACUCUAGAAAGUUACAAAUCGAGGUCAAAUAAUGAAGAAACAUCAUCCCAGGAGAAGUAUGGCCAAACUUCCCGUCCUAAGAGCUGCAUGGACUACAUCACACAGCUGUGUUCAGAAGCAAAAACAAAAAGGAAGGAACACACGCAGCAGAAGUUAAUGAGAGGGCACACGCAUGGGCCAGAGAGCGUCGUGUAG